GUCCGUCCAGUACGACGUGGCUCAAGUCAUCCGGGUCCUGAAGGCGCGAAUCCGCGGCUCCACGGCGGACGCGUCGAGCAUGACCAGCUACCUGCGGAGGGAGGAAGGGGUUCCGGUGGGCGCUGUGGGGUCUGAGGGGAAUCCUGAGACAUAUCGGUCAUGGAAAACAGCAACACGGGAGGCUGUGAGAGCCGCCUCAGACUCCCCAGACGAAGCGUUUGCAUGGGUCAUGAGGGCAUACGACCAAGAUGCCAAUCAUCAGACUCUCCGUGAUCCCGGUAAGUUCUUAACCCUUGACACAAAGCUUUUGGCUGCGCUAACAAAGAUAGCGCGAGGAGAGCUUGCCAGGGAAGUGCUAAUCUUCAAGGAGACCGAAGCAUCAAAUCAUCGGGCAGUGCGCGGAAGGCAGGUGCUGUACCUCUUCGAUCAAUACUUCAAGACAAACGAAGAGGUGGGAUCGCUUUACUCGGUCGAGGACUUGUUGAAGGUUCGUCUUCUGAACGACGAUCUCAGCACGUUUGCAGGGGGGGCAGGGCCUGCCUUGGGCUUGAAUUAA
Molecule: messenger RNA, 556 nt
Organism: Symbiodinium sp. CCMP2456
Lineage: Eukaryota; Dinophyceae; Suessiales; Symbiodiniaceae
Source: the annotation of a GenBank genome assembly